Athalia rosae (coleseed sawfly) is the source of this 2340-nucleotide messenger RNA. It is a transcript of the gene tum, whose product is annotated as rac GTPase-activating protein 1-like. Gene Ontology annotation, biological process: signal transduction. The record is from RefSeq and is a predicted model, not a curated record. Lineage: Eukaryota; Metazoa; Arthropoda; Insecta; Hymenoptera; Athaliidae. Bases 192 to 2108 code for a protein of 638 amino acids. The transcript has 11 exons.
GAGAUUGGUUGGUUUUCAAAACGGUUAAACUUGAAACUAGGCGGUUGUUAAAGGAUCAACAAGGCGUGCGAUGUCAACUGGCAUUUUUCACUGUAAUUAUCAAAGUUCUGAGUUUUUUAUUGUGUGAAUAAGUUUGAAGGGACUUGUUUCGACAAAACGUGAAGUUCUUUCUAAAUCCAGACAAAUUAGAGAUGUCAACUUCGUUAUCCAUACUUGCUACCCAUGAUGAAUUGGUGCGGUGCACCAAUGUCCUUGUCAAUGGAUCCUGUGAAGAAGAAUUUCUACGCUUUGCAAUUAACCAGGAAGAGAUGAGGCAAAAAUGGCUAGCAUCUGUGCAGGAAUGUCAACGGCUUCAUUCUGCUUUAGAAAAAUCUCAUUUAGAGGCAACAGAUCUGGAAAGAAAAUUGAGUCAUGCUCGAAGAUUACUUGACGAAGAGAAACGCCGGCGACGUAUUGUUGAGGAUCAAAGAAAUGCUUUGGAACGACAAAUUUCUAUGGUCCGUGAUCUCUUCCUCAUCGAUGGAGGUAGAAACUUGAACGAUGAAACACGGGAAAAGCUACAAUUUUUGAACAACACAACGUUAAAUGGUCGCAGUAGUAACAUACAUAUGAAAGAUCUGCAUAAUACCGAUAAGCUAAACACAAUUGCAGAAUUAGAUUCAACUGGAUCUCUUUUGAGCGAUAUGAGUUGUUUCUCCAAAUCUGAAGAUGAUCUAGAUACCAGCGCUGUUAUCCAACUAAACCAGAAAAAAAGGGAAUGGAAAGAGCACAGACCUAGUGGUGAAUAUUCGGCUAAAAAGCGACGCAGCAGCAUACAUAAAAAUGUUGACUUGAAUGUAUCGGAUCGGAUAGUAACCACUACUACUGUUGUCGUGCCUAAGGAUGGGCCCAUCACAGCUUCAUCUGUGAUAGAAGCUGUCCCUGGAAAUGAAAACACAGAUCCAAACCAACAUAGUUUCCAUAAAAGUCACAAGAGUGUAGAUCGCUCUAGACCCAAAACUUCACACGGGAAUGAUAACAACCCGUUGAUCAAUGUCGCUCCCUCUGCUCCAAAAGCAGAUAUCAUGACAUCCGGCUCAGACUCCGAAAGUGUAUUUAAGCCAAGCCCCAACAUUGGCGGGUAUACUUUGAACACCAAAUCAUCCAGAGGUCACAGUUUUACAGCUAAAACUGUCAUUAAACCAGAAAUCUGCACACCUUGUGGUAAAAGAAUUCGGUUCGGAAGGGUAGCUCUAAAAUGUCGAGAGUGCAGGGCUACUUCUCACACCGAAUGUAAAGAUCUAGUGCCGCUGCCUUGCGUACCUACUGGGAACACACCGACCCUGCGUGGGAUAUCUGGAACAAUAGCAGAUUAUACACCUAUGAUCCCACCUAUGGUACCCUCACUGGUUGUACAUUGCAUCAACGAAGUAGAAUUGCGUGGGAUGGGAGAACAGGGAUUAUACAGAGUAAACGGUGGGUCGAGCGACGUGAAAUGCUUGAAGGAAAAGUUUCUCAAAGGAAAGGGUGCUCCCAAUCUUUCUGAAGUUGAUAUACCAACAAUUUGUUCUACUUUGAAAGACUUUUUGAGAACCCUUCGAGAACCUUUGAUCACAGUUGGACUCUGGGGAGAUUUUGCCAGGGCAACAACUAUCGCUGACAAACAAGAUGCGGAUGCAGCCCUUUAUCAAGCAAUCUCCGAACUCCCACAACCAAAUCGUGACACUUUGGCAUUUUUGAUAUUGCAUUUACAACGAGUGUCCAGUAGCCCGGAAUGUAAAAUGCCCAUUAAUAAUCUGGCCAAAGUAUUUGGGCCCACUCUUGUUGGCUACAGCUGUCAGGAACUAUCCCCGAAUUCAAUGCUCAGCGAAACCAAAAGCCAAGUUGCAAUAGUGGAGAAUUUAUUAAAGAUCCCGUCGGAUUACUGGGCAAACUUCGUCAAUUCAGAAGGAUUGAAUGGAGUAGGAACGCCCAAAACUGGAGAAUUGAGACACACUCCUUCUACUGAAUCACUUCUCAAGCGAACAACGUCUCGAGGAUUUUUCAAUACUCCCAUUAGUUCGAGUCGGACGUUCAUGAGGAAGAAUAAGAAAUACUUCGCAACACCGCCGUCAAAAGCAACCCACUAAAAUGGUGAACUUGUAAUGAUUUUAAGAUGUAAUUCUAGUAUUUAAUACUAUUCUCUAGUUCACUUUUGUAAUUACCUAACAACCAUUGUGUAUAUUUCUCAAAUCAAGGCCUUUCGACUCACGUACACUUUUGAUUUGAUGAUAUUAUUAACUCUUAAUCGCACCGUAUUUUUUGUAGUUAGUAAAUCUAACGCAUAGGGUUAAUAUAACAAAGAAGAUGUAACACUGCAAA